AGGUUAUGUUGCCCGUUAUUCGACAUUCGACCCAUUCGACGUGCUGCCUGCGAUAUUAGCUCAUCUUUCUUUCUGGGAAACCCUAGAUUGUUUAUUGAAUAAAUUGACUUUCCUGACAGUCCAGCUUUGAGUUCUUGCAAAAUGAGUGACAUGUUUGGAUCUGGUAGCUCGAAUUUGGGGGAUGACACCAACAAGGAAAAGUUGCAAGAGGAACUUCAGCAGCUCACCGCUUUAUCAGAACUGCAAGCCCAAGUCGUUGAAUUUACUGACGUUUGCUGGGACAAAUGUAUGGGAACACCUGGAGCUAAAUUAGAUGCCAAGACCCAGACAUGUAUGCAGAACUGUGUGGAACGAUUUCUUGACGUGACUAUGUUUGUCACCAAUAGGUUUGCUCAAAUUGUGGAAAAAAGCCAACAAAUGAGAUGAAAUUUACCAGCAGUAGAGCGUAUUAGUCAAGUCAAAAAGUGCUCUUGUUUAUUGGUUACACAAUUGGCCACUCAACUCUUGGUUGUUGCUGUCUGGAUUUACGUCUGUGUUAUGAGUGUAAGUGGUUCGAGAGUAGUUAUACAUCCAUGUGUAAAUGUGUUUCUUUUGUAGAAUUAAGUUCCUUAUUUUCACUACAAUAAAUAUGUCUAAUAUCAUUUA
This is a messenger RNA of Thrips palmi, 645 nucleotides long. Its product is annotated as mitochondrial import inner membrane translocase subunit Tim8 B-like. NCBI's taxonomy places the organism in Eukaryota, Metazoa, Arthropoda, Insecta, Thysanoptera, Thripidae. The transcript is spliced from 2 exons. Bases 142 to 426 code for a protein of 94 amino acids. The record is from RefSeq and is a predicted model, not a curated record.